Culex quinquefasciatus (southern house mosquito) is the source of this 854-nucleotide messenger RNA. RefSeq lists its product as uncharacterized. The transcript is spliced from 2 exons. NCBI's taxonomy places the organism in Eukaryota, Metazoa, Arthropoda, Insecta, Diptera, Culicidae. The coding region runs from base 121 to 765 and encodes 214 amino acids. The record is from RefSeq and is a predicted model, not a curated record.
GCCAACCUGGUGGGAUGCUGGCGGUGAUGAUCUUCAUUUCGGUACGGGUUCUGGUGAACGCAACAUCGCUGCAGCAUCGUUGAUCGUCGGAUAGUUGUUGGGAAGAGCAGUUUUAGUGCCAUGAGUAGAGUGUUUUUGUUGGCCGUGGUGGCCAUUGGCGGGAGUUUGGCCCUGGUUGGUGCCCUGCCGGUGUUGUCCUACGACGACGAUUACGACAGCGUUGAGGACGAUUACGAUGUGGUGUUUGAUCAACGGCAGAACGGCACGGAGAACGUACGGUUAAACUUGGACGGGCUUAUGAUCGCCCUUCCGGGUCCGCCCCAGCAAUCGGAUUUGUCCUCGAUGGCCGGAGCAGCUCUGAUGGAUGUCCUGGCAGCUCACGCGGGUUCCUUCGAGGGAGACAGCUCGGAAGAGGACAGCAACAGCAAGCCCAGCACCACGACUUCAACGACCACGUCGACCACGGUGCCAACACCCAUGUUCCACGAGGCGCUCGUUCCGGUUAACCUGCUUGGCCAAGGACUGUCCUUCCUGUUCAACAAAGGAGUCGAAACGCCGAUCAAAAUUACGCCCGACCUUAAGCCGCUGCGCGCUAAGCCAAGUCUGGUCGUGCUGAAGAAGGACGACGCCGACGAUGACUCGGACGAAGCCGUUGAGCCGCCCGCUCCAGUCAAACAGAAGAAAGUCUCCAAGCACAAGAGAAGAUACAAGCUGAAAGUGGCCCAUCUGCUGAAACCGUUACUUCAGAGGACCUAUGUGGUUUGAGAGGAGCCGUCCGGAUUCCAGAACAACAACCUUGUGAUAGAUUUAACACUCUCUUAGGAUUAAGGUGAAAUAAACGACUUGAUACGUGA